Jaculus jaculus (lesser Egyptian jerboa) is the source of this 4915-nucleotide messenger RNA. Its product is annotated as zinc finger protein 345-like. The transcript is spliced from 4 exons. Gene Ontology annotation, molecular function: DNA-binding transcription repressor activity, RNA polymerase II-specific. Lineage: Eukaryota; Metazoa; Chordata; Mammalia; Rodentia; Dipodidae. The record is from RefSeq and is a predicted model, not a curated record. The coding region runs from base 162 to 2546 and encodes 794 amino acids. Gene Ontology annotation, biological process: negative regulation of transcription by RNA polymerase II.
GGCCAAUUGUCUCCGAAGCCCAGGAUCUUGGACUCCCCUUCAAGCUCCGUGUCUUCCGGUCUGGACGCUCCCUAGGCCCUGCCGCAUCUUCUGUCCCCCUGUGACCUGCAGGUGCCUGGGCAGCCGUCAGCGAGGCCGCGGGCCACCACCGAAGCCUGGAGAUGGAACUGGUGACCUUCAAGGAUGUGGCCAUUGAUUUCUCUAGAGAAGAGUGGGAGUGUCUGAACUCUGCACAAAAGAAUCUGUAUAAGGAUGUGAUGUUAGAGAACUACAGAAACCUGGUCUCCCUGGGUCUUGCUGUCUCUAAGCCAUACCUUGUUACAUGUCUGGAGCAAAGGAAAGAGCCCUGGAAUGUGAAGAGACAAAAGACACUGGCCUUGAUUCCAGCUAUGCUUCCCCAUUAUAUCCAGAACUUUUCACCAGAGCAGAGCAUGAAACAUUCUUUCCAGGAGGUGCUCAUUGGAAGUCAUGGAUAUUGUAGCUUUGACAGUUUGUACCUAAGAGAACAAAGGGAAUGUGUAGAUGAGAGUGAAGGACAUAAAUCCUGUUAUGAUGGGCUUAACCAGCAUGUGACAACUAAUAGCAGAAAAUGUUUCACUGCCAAAGGAGAUCCAGAAGAUAAAAUGGCUCAGAUUAUGCCAAUUCCUUUUAAAGAGCAAUGUGAUUCUAUAAGUGAGCAUGCAAACCAAUUUUUGAAACAUAACUUUUCUCUCAGAGGAAAUUUGGGUAAUAUAAAACAGGGUCUAAUCCAUUCUUCAGUUAACUUCAACAAUUUCAAAGAUAGCUUUGGGGUAAGCUUGCAUUCAAACAUUUCUGGAGACAUGGAGCUUACAAAUGAAGAACAAAUUUCUAAAUGGGAUCAAUUUGAAAACUCAUUUAUGAAAACUUCAUCAUUCUGCAAUCCACAAAUAGGUCUUUCAUGUGUCAAAACACACAAUUUCAAUGAAUAUGAGAAGUGCUUUACACAUCCAUUAUUGCUUAAUCAAAAUUCAAAUACUGAUAUUUUGGAAAUCCAGUAUAUAUGUAAAGAAGAUAGGAAAGCCACUAAUGAGCAAUCUUCCUUAAAUCAUCACCAGAGCAUUUAUCUUGGAGACACAGCAUAUCAGUAUGAUGAAAAUCAUAGCAACUUUCACCAUGAGUCAAGUCCUGCAAACCAGUGUACCCAUUUUCCAAAGAACCUUUACAAGUGUUACAAAUGUGGGAAAGUCUUUCAUCUAUGCUCAGAACUUAUUAUUCAUCAGUGUAUCUUUACUCAAGAUAACAAUAUUAUAGAUUGCAACACAGCUUUGAAUCAAAGCUCAAAGCUUACUAAAUCUCCAAAUUAUACUGGAGAAAAGCCCUACAAAUGUAAAGAAUGUGGCAAAGCCUUUGCCUAUUGUUCAAGCCUUAGACAGCAUCAUGUAAUUCAUACCGGAGAGAAACACUACAAAUGUAAGGAAUGUGGAAAAGCCUUUUACCAUAAGUCACUUCUUACUCAACAUCAGAGCAUUCAUGCUGGAAAGAAACCCUAUCUUUGUAAAGACUGUGGCAAAGCUUUUAAUCAAAGAUCAAGUCUUACUCAACACCAGAGAAUUCAUACCGGAGAGAGGCCCUACCAUUGUAAAGUAUGUGGCAAAGCGUUUCAUCAGAGUUCAGGCCUUACCCUGCACCAGAGAGUUCAUACAGGAGAACGGCCCUACAAGUGCAAAGACUGUGGCAAAGCCUUCAACCGUAAUUCACUUCUUACUCAACACCAAAGGAUUCAUACUGGAGAAAAACCCUACCACUGUAAAGACUGUGGCAAAGCUUUUAAUAAAAGAUCAAGCCUUACUCAGCACGAGCGUGUUCAUACUGGAGAGAAACCCUACUGCUGUAUAGACUGUGGCAAAGCUUUUAAUCAAAGCUCAAGCCUUACACAACACCAGAGAAUUCAUACUGGAGAGAAGAAGAGCAAAUGCAAAGAAUGUGGAAAAGCCUUUAACCGAAAUUUUCUCCUCACUCAACACCAGAAAAUUCAUACUGGAGAGAAGGCUUAUCAUUGUAAAGAGUGUGGUAAAGCUUUUAAUCAAAGAUCAAGCCUUACUCAACACCAGAGAGUUCAUACAGGAGACAAGCCCUAUCAUUGUAAACAUUGUAACAAAGCCUUUAGUCAAAUGUCAAGCUGUACACGACAUCAGAGAAUUCAUACUGGAGAGAAGCACUAUGAAUGUAAAGAAUGUGGCAAAGCCUUCAACCGUAAUUUACUUCUUAUUCAACACCAGAGAAUUCAUACUGGAGAGAAGCCCUACCAUUGUGAAGAUUGUGGCAAAGCUUUUAAUCAAAGGUCAAGUCUUACUCAACACCAGCGUGUUCAUACUGGAGACAAGCCCUACCAUUGUAAACAUUGUGACAAGGCUUUCAGUCAGAUAUCAAGCUGUACACGACAUGAGAGAAUUCAUAUUGGAGAGAAGCAUUAUGAAUGUCAGGAAUUUGACAAAGCUUUUAACUAUAACUCACACCUUGCUGAAGACCAGCUAACAUCAGUAGGCAACUGCUUCCAAGACUCAAAAUUUCUCCAGUAUAUAUGAGUUUAUUAUUCUUUUAAGGCCUUCUAGAUUUAUAUCUAGCAGGAUGAAUAUGUUUGGUUAUAAAAAAGGGAGUCUUUUCAAUAACUUGCUGGAUUCCCAGUGAUUCACAUUUUUGAUUAUUUUUCCAGUUAGUUUCCUGUGUUGAUUGACUGGUAUGUUCUCAACUAUGUUUUGAAAACACUGGUCAGAAUGACAAGACCAGUGUAUACUAGAACAUGUAUACUAGGAAUCACACUGGAGGAGCCUUUGGAUAGCUACUUUCCAUAAUCACUCUAUGUCUUCCAGUCUUCAAUUUUGCAGCACAGACAUUGGUUUCCCCUUCAGUAAUGCAUGCAAUAUGAGUCUGCUACCAUUUCUUCAGCACAAUUAGCCAAUAUUUUUUUCUAUGGAAAUAACUCCAAUAAACACUUACUGAAAUAUUUCAUAUUUCAGCAUACAUUCUGUUUUCAGACAUGAAACUGUUUGAGGGACCAUGGAGCCUAGAUGACAAAAGAAUUCAAGUGCAUGUGGAAUUGGUUUGAGAAUCCAGGAUCUUGAUUUCUGCCUUCACUGCUUAAAUGACUGCAUAUAUUCAGCUGGUACUUGCUGUAUCCACACUUCUAUCGCCUGACUCUAUAAUAUUGGAUAUUUCUGGGUUUCCCAGAACAGCCUUUAUGGGGUAGAACUCUGCUGUUUUACCAUUUGCCAUGCUUGUUAUAGCAACAACAAAUACGGUUAUAUAGACCAUUUAGAAUAGUUGUGUAAUGCUGGUCAUGUCCUUGUGAUUUAGACAUGAUAUAGUUUAAAAAUGAGAAUACACAAAACACCUAGGGAAAUCCUUCUUGCAUGAUAGAGCUCAUAGACUUUUACUGCUGAAGGCCUGUUUUGGGUGGUUAUUUACAGUUAUUGAUUAGUGACAUGUGCAACUGAUGUAAGGCUGUGUCAUAGACUUCUGGUGGUUAAUGUGUAGAAUCUGUAAAGGCAGACAAACACUGGCACCAGACUUUCACUUGGAGGUACUACAGCCUCAUUGGAUGCAAUAUCAGAAGAGAGAACAGCUAUUACUAGUAAGAGAUAAAUAAGAGAUAAAUCAGGACCCACAGAUAUCCAGAGCCAUGCUACUAUUUUUAUUUACCUGUAAACUAUAUAGUAGAGUGUUUCCCUCCAGAGUUAGCUUCUCAGAGCUAGAUUCUAUCCCAUAUGGGUUUUCAGUUACCUGCUUCACCACAGCCAUUUCAUUCUGUGUUACACAGAGUCAACCUGUGGCUCUCCUGCCUGAAACAUUAUUUUGGCAUUAGUCCAAGAUCACUGAGGACUGUCUCAUUGGCACCUAAGAGCCUGUUAAAUAUUUGGGGAUGUUCUUGUAGACUUCAGUCCAUAUGCCUGGCUUCCAUCUCAUAGGAAGAAGAUUGAGUGGUUCAGAGUUACACUCUUCACAGCAGGAAUCUUGGUUAAUCCCCAAGUAGUGUUGUUCCAGUUUACUGGUACUCAAGUGAAUAAUAUGUACCCCUCUAAAGACAUAAAAUAUUAGAUAACUCUAUCCCAUAGCUCCCCCCCCCACACACACACAUACAAGUAUACAACAGGAAUCAGUCAUGGUUAGAAAUGUCUAGGAAUUUUCAAUAUAAAAUGAGGUGAACAAAUGGUGAAAAUUAAUAUGAUUUCGUCAGUACAAGGAAAGGAAGGAGUGACAAGUUUGAAUUCAUUGGGGAAAGUUCCCAUUAAUUAAUGACUCAUGAGUUCUGAUGCCAUUCUCAGAAAGGACAUUUUUAUUUCUACUAUUUUAUUGCUUAUCUUGUUUAAAGAUUUAGAUUCUAAUAGGAAAUUAGACUAAGCCAUUUUAUCUGUACUCUAUAAGUAUAAAGUUUGUAUUUCAAGUGUUAAGUUCAGACAAGAGUAAGUGCUCAUCUACCCAGAUGCUCAGAAAAGGUUCUGAGGCCUUGAGCCAAGUGUAGCCCAACCAGCAGUCUCCCCUCACAAAAUAAGUAAUAGGACAGAAAUUUUACUGGAUACUCCUGACUCCAGAGCUAUUAUAAUUUUUCAAGCCUAAAAGAAGAUAUAUUGGAACCAGUGUCUGUAGGUUGGUGCCUUGUACUUUUUGUGUAUAAUUAAAACCUGUUCUUCCAAGGCCGGGCAUGGUGGCACACGCCUUUAAUCCCAGCACUCGGGAGGCUGAGGUAGGAGGAUCUCUGUGAGUUCGAAACCACUCUGAGACUACAUAAUCAGCCUGGGCUACAGUGAGACCCUACCUCGAAAAACCAAAACAUAAAAAAAAAGAAAAAACUGUCCUUCCAAAAGUGUACUAUCAAACACUGUUUUCCAUUCCUAUAGGUGUACCAGCUCCAGAUAUAUAAUGGCAAAUAUAAACAAUAAAGUUUCCUGUGAAUUAC